Messenger RNA from Zerene cesonia (dogface butterfly), 2481 nucleotides. RefSeq lists its product as uncharacterized. Lineage: Eukaryota; Metazoa; Arthropoda; Insecta; Lepidoptera; Pieridae. The record is from RefSeq and is a predicted model, not a curated record. Bases 53 to 1285 code for a protein of 410 amino acids. The transcript is spliced from 9 exons.
UAUAUUAUUGUUGAACAUUUUUUACAAACAAUUAGUCGGUUACAAGAUAUGAAUGAGGACCACGUCGUUUACUCUCGAGGUCCUGGCCCUACUCUUCCUGACACUCAUUCCAUGGCCGGGACCCUCUGUUUUCAAAAUAACAUGUUCUCGUGACAACUCGAAAAUCGUAAGGAAAGUAAUACAAAACAAAUGGCUUCCGGUUUUAGAAAGGUUCCAGGUAAAGUUACCUCUCGAAUGUCCGUUUCACCCCGCACGGGACAUCUUUGCACCUCAACAUGCGGCCAAACUUCAACACCGCUCAUCCCAGUGGACAUGUGCUUUCUGCGGCAAAUCCUUCUACGAAGAACGACACCUUGACGCGCACUUUGACCAGCGACAUAAGACUCACAUUAAUAAGGCCGAAGAUGCAGUAUGUUUAGCAGAUUACUGUGAUAUAAUGCGAUGUCAGGUACUCAUCGCACACGGGUUGCUAAGCGACGGCGUCGUACCCAGUACAGACGUGGAAGUAUGGCAAGAUCUGGAGUCAGCGAGAAAAGCCCUCGCACCAGCUGCUACUAGGAGUAUCGCUAAAGUACCAAGCCGUCGUCGGCAUAGAGCGAGGGCACCUCCGCCGAUACCAGUACCUGACUGUCCACGAACAGAGGCGGAUACACAAGAACCAGUAGAAACUCCAGAAGAAAAGAAAAGAGAAGAAAGCGACGGUGAUACAAAUCAAACGGCAGAACUAUGUGACGCUGACACCGUUGAAUCAUCUCUGCCUCCGGACAGCCGGCAAAAGAGGCUUGCCGAUUUACAGGCAGAGCGUGCUGCUUGCGACCCUAAUAAACUUCAGGGCUUAAAGGUCCGCUGUGAAAAGGUUGUGCAUUCGUGUAUCGCGACUCUUCUUUUACAUUUAACACAACCCCAAUUUACUGAACUUGAAGAAGAGAUGCAGCGCGCUGUUUGCUGGUACCUGAGUUGUGACCGUUACUGGGAGGACACGACGCCGGCUGCUCGAGCUUUUCCUUGGCCACUGUUGUUGGCACUGGCCACUGGACUUGCGCUAGCUUUAUGCAUGUGCUACUACAUCAUAUGGAUUGUAUUUGACUCAGAAGAGGGUAGCAUAGCGGGUAGCGCGUCUGUAUCUAUGACGACACACUCUUCGCCGGCUCGUGCCGAAAGGCUCGCGGGCGAGGACGCCAUGUUGGAUGACGAACACGACGACCAUUAUAUUUACGUUACAUACCCGCCCGAGCUGAAGCGGAGGCUGCUAGAAAGCUGCUACAAUAGAACGACUCGUCUUUGAGAAACGACCGCUCAUCUAAUUUCGUCGUGCAUGGUUUUUAGUUAAUAAAUAGACAUAUUGGUAUGUAGACAUUAGAACAAAGACAGUCUGAUUUAGCCAAAUGUACCUAAUGUAAUCGUCUUCUGUGCCUUCAUUUGAUUUUAUUUUGUAUAAUGUAACGUAUUAAAUUAUGAUGAAUCUAUAGUAAAACGUACUCCCUCCUACUACUGUUUAAUUUAUGUGAUAUUAUAUUAUACUUACAUUGUAUCAAAACAGAACUAUCUUUUUCUUAUUCUUUAUUCUCAUUGCGCUCGCUAAGUUUCUUUUAAUAAUAAUUAAUAGAAAGCAAAUGAUAAGGUACAGAAAAUGAUUAAAGUCCAAUACACAAAUUGCUCGCACAAUAGAAUACUUAUUUACCUAAAUAGUUUAAAAUCAAAACUUUUAUAAUGUAAAUUUCAUGUAAUUUUUAAGUUUAGAGUUUGUAAAAUUUUAUUUAGAAGUAGUUUGCUUAUUGAAUAAAAAUGGUGCCUAUUUUGUAUAAACAUAGGGAAAUGUAGCGUUCACUUUUUAUAGGUACUAAAUAGCUGUUUGUUUAAAUAGUUUGUUUUUAAUAAAAAACAAAUGGGUUUGGCUUUGUAUUUGUAUAGUGUUAUCGUUUAAAGCAUUUGUAAACCUAAUCAGUUAAUUGACAAAAUCAAUACUGAGAUACUUGAUUAAAAUUAACUACAUUUCACGGAAUCCUUUGUAAUUAGUUUUUAUCGGAUUUGUUUAGUGUUAUAAUAUAUCUGCGAUUACAUCUUGUACCUGAUAAUUAAAACGCCAUUUAAGAAUUGUAAGCGUUUUAAAACACGAACGAUUAGAAUUAAUAUUUCAAUGGCAAUAAGACUCAGUCGUUCAUUUGAAAACUUUUGUGCAAUUAUUAACUUUUUUUAUUGUCUUUGAUUGGAUCGAUGGCUUUUUUUUUUUUGAUAAUAUUCUAUAUUUUUAUUAUUUAGGUAACAACAUAGAUGACUGAGCUAUGUUUGUUAUUAUUAUAAAAGCUUAUUGUUAUAAUUUAUUUACCUUUAUGAUUUUUAUAUUUAUGAAAGAUUUCAGAAAAUAUAUGGACCUUCAUAAAUAAGUAUAAUGUGUUCUUAUUUUGUUGAUAUAAUGCUUCAAUGAGACUGAAGAACUCAUAAAGGAUAGUGUUAAAAUUUUAAGAUAAAACGUACUUUUUA